AUGUCAGUCUCUAUUCCAAACUAUCUUUUACACUUUGACCAGUUCUGUUUUGCUGUUUUCGUUGUUCGUUAUGAUAAACUACAUCUGGUUGAAUUUUCUUUUCUUUUUUGUUUUCUUUUCUCUUUUUGUUCUCUUUUCUCUUUUUCUCCUCCUUUUCUUCUCUUUUCUCCUCCUUUUCUUCUCUUUUCUCUUUUUCUCCUCCUUUUCUUCUCUUUUCUCUCUUUCUCCUCCUUUUCUUCUCUUUUUUUCUCCUUUUCUUCUCUUUUCUCUUUUUCUCCUCCUUUUCUUCUCUUUUCUCUUUUUCUCCUCCUUUUCUUCUCUUUUCUCUUUUUCUCCUCCUUUUCUUCUCUUUUCUCUUUUUCUCCUCCUUUUCUUCUCUUUUCUCUUUUUCUCCUCCUUUUCUUCUCUUUUCUCUUUUUCUUCUCUUUUCUUCUCUUUUCUUCUCUUUUCUCUUUUUCUCCUCCUUUUUUUCUCUUUUUCUCCUCCUUUUCUUCUCUUUUUCAUCUCCUUUUCUUCUCUUUUUCAUCUCCUUUUCUUCUCUUUUUCAUCUCCUUUUCUUCUCUUUUUCAUCUCCUUUUCUUCUUCUUUUUUCCUUUUCUUCUUUUUUCAUCUCCUUUUCUUCUCUUUUCAUCUCCUUUUCUUCUCUUUUCAUCUUUUUCUUCUCUUUUUUCAUCUCCUUUUCUUCUCUUUUUUUCAUUCCUUUUUCUUCUCUUUUUCAUCUCCUUUUCUUCUCUUUUUCAUCUCCUUUUCUUCUCUUUUUCAUCUCCUUUUCUUCUCUUUUUCAUCUCCUUUUCUUCUCUUUUUCAUCUCCUUUUCUUCUCUUUUUCAUCUCCUUUUCUUCUCUUUUUCAUCUCUUUUUGUACAAGUUUUCUUGUGGGAAGAGAUUUUCUUUUGAAAUUUUCUUCUUUUUUUUUUUUUUUUUUUUUAUUUUCAUUUAUUUCUGUCUUUUUUUCACUUCCUUUCCUUUCCGUCACUCCUUUCUUCCUUUCCGUCGCUCCAUUCUUCCUUUCCCUUCCUUUCCGUCGCUCCUUCCUUCCUUUCAUUUUCCCUUCCGUCGCUCCUUCCUUCCUUUCAUUUUCCCUUCCGUCGCUCCUUCCUUCCUUUCAUUUUCCCUUCCGUCGCUCCUUCCUUCCUUUCAUUUUCCCUUCUGUCGCUCCUUCCUUCCUUUCAUUUUCCCUUCCUCCCACUCUCCCUCCCUCUCUCUCCCACCCUCAUGGUCUCCCUCCCUCUCUCUCCCCACCCUCAUGGUCUCCCUCCCUCUCUCCCCACCCUCAUGGUCUCCCUCCUCUCUCUCCCACCCUCAUGGUCUCCCUCCCUCUCUCUCCCACCCUCAUGGUCUCCCUCCCUCUCUCUCCCCACCCUCAUGGUAUACCCUCCCUCUCUCUCCCACCCUCAUGGUCUCCCCUCCCUCUCUCUCCCCCCCUCAUGGUCUCCCUCCCUCUCUCCCCCACCCUCAUGGUAUACCCCUCCCUCUCUCUCCCACCCUCAUGGUAUACCCUCCCUCUCUCUCCCACCCUCAUGGUCUCCCCUCCCUCUCUCUCCCACCCUCAUGGUCUCCCUCCCUCUCUCUCUCCCACCCCUCAUGGAGGCGAUUCCGAAUAUUUUGUUGAUAACAUCCUUGAUUUCCACAUUCGCGAGUCUGUCUUUGAUCUUGUACUCAUCACUGGUAUCAAGAUGGUCUUUCUUACAAUUGUCUACUCCUACAUGGAAUUAAUCUCUUUCCGGCAAAUUGACAAACCAUAUGACAUGAUACUUGCAAAAAGGAAGUGUAUCUGUCAUAUAGUGACAGUCAGUAUCAGUAUCCUCUGCUUUGCCUAUGCCGUGGCAAAAGGAGGUACCAUAUUAUAUGCCAUUAUAAACCUGGGCAAUGCCUACACGCACAUGCAUGUGGAAUACAAUGCACUUGUCAUCUGCUCAUUGGUGUUUGGUUUCCUGGAGUGCCUUCUAUCUGCAUAUAGCUUCCAUGCUAUGAAGAAACUUCAUCUGUUGCGCAUUUUACAUAGAUUCAAUGACUCGGGGCAAGAGGUGGAUGAUGAAGGGAAACCAUUGAAAAAGAAAGCAAACCUGAAGCGAGUUUUACUGCUUGCUCGACCGGAAGCUGGGAUGAUCUCUUUUGCCUUACUGGCACUCGUUUUCUCGAGCGUUACAGAGAUGCUGGCCCCACUAUUCUUUGGCAAAGUGGUCGAUGCUGCUAUGAAGUCAAUGAGUGAAUUGAACAAGACUGUGCUCAGUCUCCUCGGUAUUUACCUGGGAGGCUCCUUGGCAUCCAUGGUACGUUCUUGGAUAUUCAGUCUGACUGGACAGAGGGUUGUUGCCCGUUUACGAUCCCAGCUUUUUGCAAAUAUUAUGAAACAAGAAAUUAGUUUCUUUGAUGUGACCAGGACUGGGGAACUGACUAACCGACUAUCCUCAGAUACUCAGGUUCUGCAGAAUGCCAUUACGGUAAACUUGUCUGUAUUGCUGCAGUAUCUACUCCAAAUCACUGGUUCUUUGGCGGUGAUGUUUGUCCUUAACCCUGCUCUUACAGGUGUCCUCUUGGGUGUUGUCCCACUUGUAUCUCUUGGAGCUGUUCAGUAUGCCUUUCUACUUUACACUCUUCAGGUGGCCAUGGCAUUUGCAUUUCUUUCAUCACUUUAUGGAGAAUUUAUGCAGGCUGUGGGAUCAUCAGUGAGAAUCUUUGAAUUAUUGGACAGAGAGCCAGCCAUCAGUAUGGAAACUGGGGUCUGCCCAAGCAAAAUUGAAGGCUGUGGCUUUGACAUCAAAACUCUGAAUCCUUCUUGGUUCCGGAAACAGAUUGCUCUUGUGGGACAAGAACCAGUCUUAUUUGGCUGUUCAAUCAAAGACAACAUAACAUAUGGACGAGAUUCUACUUUGGAAGAAGCAACAAGUGCCUUGGAUGCUGAGAGUGAACAUUUGGUACAAGAAGCAAUUGACAGGGCUCUUGUUGGAAGGACAGUGAUUGUUAUUGCACAAGAAACUUUCAAUUAA
Messenger RNA from Acanthosepion pharaonis, 2988 nucleotides. Lineage: Eukaryota; Metazoa; Mollusca; Cephalopoda; Sepiida; Sepiidae. The record is from the annotation of a GenBank genome assembly.